Messenger RNA from Chilo suppressalis (striped riceborer), 4012 nucleotides. The record is from the annotation of a GenBank genome assembly. Lineage: Eukaryota; Metazoa; Arthropoda; Insecta; Lepidoptera; Crambidae.
GGGAGAGCGGCGCAAUGUGCCUCGCCUAGCUGGUUUCGAUCGUCUGCUGCUAACUUUGGCCGUAUAAUCGAGUUCCAGUCAGCAUUGGGCAGUCGAGGUGUUACUGGCUCCUUUGCCAAUCUAAUGGAACAGCGUUUCUUCGAGCAAGUGUCGUCUGCAAUCGUGUUAAACAAAUCAAACAUUCGCCAUAAACGCGACAACUGUCGUAAACAACAAAUCCUGCUCCUGUUAUUAUGUUGUUUAAACGGAUCAUUGAAGGAAAGUCCAUGUUGAACGCUGACGCGAAGAGUAAAUCGCAGGAGAAAUGUUCUAGAAGGAAGUCGGAAUGCGAGGGCUGUGGCGAACAUUCCACCAUUCUCGAAGAAAUGAUGAAAAUGAUAUUGCUUGGUGUGGUGUUAUGGGCGGGAGUGACUUUUGGAAGCGCCGUCGCACCCUACCCGUUGAAUUUGAUAAUCACCAGUGACAUAAUUCACCCGCCACCGAUGUAUGAUUUCCCGUUUCCAAGUGCCGAAAAUCUGAGAAGGUUACCGCCUGUAACCGCGGUGCACACUAAUAGAUCUAUAAAUUUCAGUAAACUUAGCGUUUAUAUGCUCGAGCGCUUGGAAUCAAAUCUGCAGUCAGCUGGCAUCAAACCAGAGACGGGAUCUGCAGCUCUGGGAUUAGCUAUUUACGGAUAUCCCUCUGAUGAUGCCAUGCACUAUGAGGAGUCGUCCAUGAUCGUGACUAAGGCAUCGCAAAAUUUAGUACACACCCGAUGUGGAAGAUAUGGUUUGGCGAAUGAUGAGUGUGCAAGUUUCAUCAGCACCUUGAACUUGCGUGAGAGUGAGUAUGGGGGCGAGUGUGCGACUCUUGAGCGGUUUACGUGUCGGAGCAACAAGAUGUCCUCGCGGUACCGGACCUUCGAUGGCUCGUGCAACAACCCAGUGAGGUCCUCUUGGGGCCAAGCUCUCACCGGCUACAAGAGACUCUUGCACCCGAGAUACGCCGAUGGCAUCGAAGAGCCACGACGUUCAUUGAGUCACAACGCUUUGCCAUCUGCGAGAUCAGUCAGCACCAAAUUGGGGAAUAAUCUGGAUAAGCUCGAUGAGAAGAAGACUAUCGCAUUAGCAGUGUGGGGUCAGUUUAUACAUCACGACUUGGUUCAUACGCCAGUUCGGAAGACCAUUCACACAAACCAGGCGAUUCGCUGCUGUGACAGCACCGGGUUCCAACUGUCGCCUCGCUACAUUCACCCGAGUUGCAUGCCGAUAUCGGUACCUGACGACGAUCCCUUCUACAAGGGAAAAUAUGUUACCUGCAUGGAGUACACUCGGUCUGUCACCACCUAUAGAGGAGACUGCACAUUCGGAGCUUCGGAACAGAUGAAUCAAGCCACUCACUUCCUCGAUGGCUCCCACAUCUACGGUUCGAACAGCCGCGACGCUGCAGCCUUGCGGGAAAAGACCGGCGGUCUACUGAAGACUUCGUCUUUCGAAGACGAAGAACUAUUGCCUCUGUCUACUAAUCCGACUGAGAAAUGUCUCGUCGGAAGCAGCUCAGAGACAUGCUUUAAUGCCGGCGAUGUCCGCGCUAACAUGCAUCCCUGGUUGACCGGCCUUCAUGCUUUAUGGGUUAGAGAACACAACCGUAUAGCGAGGCUAUUGGCAACCCUCAAUCCUGGCUGGAAUUCUGACAAACUGUACCAUGAAGCUAGGAGGGUGGUUGUUGCUGAACUUCAACAUAUCACUUACAAGCAGUGGUUGCCGGCUCUUACAGGUAAAGGUUUCGACGAAAUGUACGAAUCCUACGAUGCCGGUUACAACUCUGACAUCGACCCCACGAUCACCAAUUCUUUUGCGACAGCAGCUUUCCACUUCGUGAACAGCCUCCUAGACCAAGAUAUCGAGUUUGGGGAUAACACUACACGACUUAUGGACAGCUAUUUCAAGCCCGAGAUACUGGCUAGGAAAGGUGCUUUGCAGAAAAUCAUGAGGGGAAUGGUCACACAGAAAAGUCAAAGGCUCGACUUCAACUAUGAUGACGAUCUCCGUCAGUACUGGCUGGGCAGUCUGGACGUAUUGGCAGUGGACAUACAACGAGGUCGCGACCACGGUCUGCCUGGAUACUCGCAGUAUCGCGCGCUGUGCGGUCUGUCGCACGCUACCACGUUCCAGCACUUUUCUGAUGUGAUGCCGCAGGAGAUGGUUGACAAGUUGGCCGAGUUGUACGACCAACCGGGUGACGUGGACUUGGUCGUCGGCUUGAUGGCGGAGGGGCCUCUACAAGGCUCGUUAUUGGGACCAACGGCUACUUGCUUCCUUAAGGAACAACUGUGGCGUACUAAAUCCGGCGACCGUUAUUUCUAUUCGCACACCGAUGAAGCGGGCAGCUUCACUAAACGCCAACUAGCCGAGAUACGGCGAGCGUCACUCGCGCGACUCAUCUGCGACAACACUGGAGCCGUCACCAUUCAGAAGGACGUCUUCCAACCUCCUUCGCAAAGUAAUCCGACUUUGUACUGCGAAGAAAUCAAGAAAGUCAAUCUAGAAGCGUGGCAAGACCCGUCUCAACAGCCUGACAUUUUAACUCGCACCAACAAAUGGAUCAAAACUAAAGUGGCCAAUACUGACAACUCAACAAAAUAGUCAUACAGUGUAUAUCUUAUCAGUGUAGGUCUUAAUUAUAAAAAAACGAGUUAUUUAUUUCUGUGUAAUUUGUAUGAAAUCUGCACUGCAAGUAGUAAGUAUAUGAUCAACGCCCUAGUGUAUUUUAUUAUAAAAUUACAGUUAAUUUUUCGUAUAAUAUUUUUAAGAGUAAAUUUGUUUUUAUUAAUCUUGCAUUGCGGAUGUAUUCGAGUGAUUCAGUAUUGAGGAUCGUGUGUAGAGUGUUAAGUUAAAGUUUAAUGUUGAUAUUCCCCUAAUAUGGGAAACUAAUCGAUUAAGUUAAUUUACUUUGUUCACAAACAUUUUGAGCUACGUGGCAGUUUUAGCUGUUUGGUAUUGAGCGCAAUAUUUAAUUUUUUUCAGUUAUGAAUAAGUUUCAUGUACCAAAAAGGCAUUUUGUUGCGGUGUACUUACACUUACUUACUUGACAUUUAAAUCAAACAUUGUCAACUAUUUUAGUAUAAAUUAUGUUUGUGUCAAGACAAAUUAAAAUCGUAGUCUCAAUUGAAAAGGAUAUUGUGCUCAAUGCCAUAACCACAACCAAAAGAUCUAAGGAUUUUUUAUUAAGCGUAUUGUAUCUCUACCGAUUUGCAACUUAGUCUUGGGAGAUCUAGUACAUGUUUGUGGGCAAAUGUUAUACCUAAUUAUAAGCAAGUACCAUGUCGUACAGUGGCUGUGAUAGCGCGUGCUUUGCCCUAUUAAGGCUCAGAUUCAUAUGUUAAAAGAUCUGGAGCCCUUUACUGUCUUAUUGGGAGAUCAUAACCACAUUUGGAGAAAGUGGAACGGAAAGUAGAACAAAAUCAAAGUGUGCAAAGUGUUAUAAAGUAGAAAGUCGAGAAGUAUUUGAUUGUAAAAUUAAAUUUCGCAGACGUUUCAUAGUGCAGAGUAACAAUGUUCUUAUGAUUAAUUUUAAUUAAAUACAAAUGUAAUACAGAAGAAAUAAGAAGUAUCUUAAAAUUCAUACAAAAAUUCGUAAUAUUUUUAAUUCAUUAUUUGGACUUGCCAACUUACAUAAAACAAAUUGAUUUGAUGAAUCGUAUUGUAUGAUAAUUAUACUUAUUUAAGUAGAUAAUUGUAUCGUUUAUAAAUCCAGUGUUAAACCGAAAAACUUUUAAUUUUUUCUCCAGGGUCAAAACCUAGUUGGGAACUGGCGUUAUAGUAAAAAUUUCAUUUCAUGAAAGGGUUAUGCUUAUAAAUUACAGGAUUGGACAAUACGAUUCGAUAAGAGGGUUGUGUUUGAAAUGAAUUGGUUGUUAAAUAGCUGUAUCUUGUUUAUUAACAAAUUAUAUUGCACUAUAUGUAAUUCUAAGGUUUUUUGCAACUUAUAUAGCUAGUUACUUAAUCUGUUAAAUGUUUUGAUUUCUUGGAAG